AUGGAUGAAUUGCAAGAGGCUGUCCGCCUUGCUCAAACAGCUCUCGACGCUACCCCCAAAGACCACCCCGAUCUGCCAUUACGGUUAAGCUCUCUAGCCUAUGCCCUCGCAGCUCAAUAUAAUCGAAAUGGAAACUUAGAGGAUUUGCAUGAGGCAAUCCGGCUAUCAAGAGCAGCCAUCGACGCUACCCCAGAUGACGACCCCGAUCUACCACACUGGAUCGGUGAACUAGGGGCGCACCUAUUACCUCGAUAUCUUCGCACCGGAGAUUUGAGUGAUUUACAGGACGCAGUGGGCCAUAUGCGAAGAUGCGUGGAUGCGACCCCGAAAGAUGACGAGUAUCUAGCAUUACGGUUAAAUAAUCUUGCCAGCGCCCUCUCAAUGCGAUAUGAUCGAACUGGAAAUUUGGAAGAUGUGCAAGAAGCAAUCCCGCUAGCACAAAGGGCGGUCGACACUACCCCAGAAGAUGACCCCGAUCUACCACACUGGUUAAACCAACUAGGGAUUGCCCUCUCAUACCGAUAUGAUCGAAUUGGAAACUGGGAUGAUCUGCAGGAGGCAGUCCGCCUCCUCCGAAAGUCAGUCGACUUUACCGAAAAAGAGGACCCUGCUCUACCAAAUCGACUCCUUAAUCUGACGGGCAACCUAUCAACCCAAUACAGUCGAACUAGUAACUUGGAGGAUUUAAAUGAAGCAAUCCGGCUGGCCGAAACAGCCGUCGACGUUACUCCAGAAGAUCACCCAGAUCUACCAUCCCAGAUAAAUAAUCUCGCAGAGCAUCUCUCAAGCCGUUACAAUCAUACUGGAAACUCUGAGGAUAUACAUAAAGCAAUUCGGCUGGCCGAAACAGCGCUCGAUGACACCCCAAAAGAUCACCCAGAACUAGCGGCCCGGUUGAGUACUUUAGCGACUUACCUCUCAACCCGAUAUGAAGGAGAAGGAGAUCCAGAUGAUUUGCAACGGGCAAUUCUGGCUGGCCAAAGGUCCAUCGAUGUUACACCCAAAGACCACCCCGAUCUAGCUUUCCGGUUCGGCAACCUCGCGGGCAUUUACUCAACUGGUUAUGAGCAAACUGGGAACUUCGAAGAUUUGCAAGAAGCAGUCCGUCUUGGACAAAUGUCACUUGACAUUACCCCGAAAGACCAUGUCAAGCUAGCAAGCCGAUUAAAUAACCUAGGAAUCUAUCUAUCGACCCGAUAUGAUCGGACAGGAGACUUGAGUGAUUUACAGCAGGCAAUUCGCUUGGGGAAAAGAGCAGUCUCUACUACUCCACGCGACAACCACCCUGAUGUAGCACUUUUCUCAAUUACUCUGGCUACCAACCUCUCAACCCGAUAUGACCGAACUGGAGACUUGGAUGAUUUGCACGAAGCAGUUCGGCUAGCAGAAGCAGCCAUCGAUAUUAUCCCAGAUAACCAUGCUGAUGUAGAGCACUGGCUCCAUAGUCUAUCGGUCUUUCUCUCAACCCGGUAUCAUCGAACUGGAGACGUCAAAGAUUUAGAGGAGGCAAUCCGGCUGGCUAAAAGGGCCGUCGCCACUACUCCAGAAGGCUAUCCCGAUCUAGAAAAUCGACUGAUAAACCUGGCUAGCAACCUCGCAACCCGAUUUGAGCAAUCUGAAACCUCAGACUUGGAUGAUAUACAGCAGGCGAUUCAGCUUACCCAAAGGGCUGUCGAUAGUACCCCGGAAGACAACCCAGAUUCACCACAUUGGUUGAACAACCUAGCCAUUUACAUCUCAAAACGAUACAAACGAACUGGAAAUUUGGCUGAUUUACAGGAGGCAAUCCCAGUUGCUCAAAAGGCCGUUGACAACACACCAGAAGAUCAUCCUGAUCUGGCACCCUGGUUGAAUAAUCUAGCGAUCUAUCUUUCAAUCCGAUACGAACAUACACAUCAGCAGAAUGAUAAGGCCGCAGCUCUGAAACACUUCUCACAAUCGCUCGAUUCCAACAAUGCAACUCCACGCCACCGCAUCGAAGCUGCCCGUCGAGCGAUCGAUCUUCUUGUUCCAGAUGGCGACUUUGAUAGAGCUCAGUUGCUAGCCGGAAAAGCACUCGAUCUCCUGCCUCUGGUAUGCAGCCGCUACCUCUCUCGGGAGGACCAGCAGUAUGCCAUUCAGCAAAUGUCAGGUCUAGCUGCCGAUGCAUCCUCUCUUCUCCUCCGAACAGACAACGAUCCAGCUCGAGCUCUGGAGUACCUAGAGCAUGGUCGGGGCCUCAUAAUUGGAUAUCUCAUCGACAGUCGGGGUGACAUCUCCGAUCUAUCCACCAAACAUCCCAAAGAAGCGAAUGAAUUCGAUCGGCUGCGCCACAAGGCGUUUAUGCCUAUUCAGCAAGAAGUCCAGCUUGAGGCUCGUCGACAAUUGCUCGAAGAACGUGAAGAUGCCGUAGCACGCUUAGAAAACUGUCUAGAGGAUAUCCGGAGACUAGAGGGAUUUGAUCGAUUCCUUCUCCCCCCUUCUUCCGAAGCUUUACAAGCAAACGCAACCGAUGGGCCGAUUGUGGUGGUAAAUGUCACAUCCAUCAGCAGUGAUGCGUUGAUUGUUCGUCCUUCCGGAAUCAAGCACAUUCCAUUACCCAACUUUGAUAUCUCAAAAGCGAACCAAUAUCGAUCCUGGGGACUCACCCGCAGCCCAUCGAGAUUGAUUGAGCUGAAAGAGAAAGGAGGGCCGAGUACCUUUGAAAAACUGCUACGUGAUCUGUGGUCCGACUGUGUCCGCUUAGUACUGGACGAGCUAGGCUUCCUCUAUCCUACAAGCGACACACUCCCUCGCAUUUGGUGGAUCGGCACAGGCCUCGCCGCCUCCCUUCCCUUCCACGCAGCAGGCGAUCAUUCACCAGGCUCCCUCGAGAACGCCCUAAGCUGCGUCCUCUCCUCAUACACACCAUCAAUCAAAAUGCUCCAAUUCGCAAGGGAAAAGACACGCACGCUAAACACACAGUCCGUGUUACUAGUCACAAUGCCAAAAACCCCCGGCGAAGACGACCUCCCCGGCGUAAUGGCAGAGAGCCAAGCAAUCCAGGAAGCCGUCACAACACCGCAUACAGUAAAAUCAUUAAUCCAGCCCAGUGCCGAGAAUGUUCUUCAUGGACUCCAAGACUGUAGUAUUGCACAUUUCGCAUGUCACGGAUCAUCAGAUAUGAACGAUCCCUCGAACAGUUUCCUGGCUCUUCAAGGACAGGAUUCCGUCGACCGUCUUACCGUGAAGAAAAUCUCCGAGUCACAUAUGAAGCAGGCUUGGCUUGCGUACCUUUCUGCUUGUUCCACGGCGGAAAAUCAGACAUCUGCUUUGGCGGAUGAAGCACUCCAUCUUGCAAGUGGGUUUCAGGUUGCGGGCUUUGCGCAUACGGUUGGGUCGAUGUGGUCGUCGAACGAUGAAAUUUGUGUUCAGGUAGCUGCUAUUUUUUAUCGUGAGCUUAUUGCUGAGGGGGGAUUGGUUGAGGGUAAUCGGGCUGUUGCAACGGCGUUGCAUACGGCUGUUAUGACUGUUCGGGAAGAGAAUUUGGGGAGGCCAUACCUUUGGGCGCAAUAUGUUCAUUUUGGUGCUUAA
Penicillium griseofulvum is the source of this 3552-nucleotide messenger RNA. Its product is annotated as CHAT domain-containing protein. NCBI's taxonomy places the organism in Eukaryota, Fungi, Ascomycota, Eurotiomycetes, Eurotiales, Aspergillaceae. Bases 1 to 3552 code for a protein of 1183 amino acids. Gene Ontology annotation, molecular function: protein binding. The transcript has a single exon. The record is from RefSeq and is a predicted model, not a curated record.